AGGCUCGCGCAUGCGCAGUGAGGAUUCGUUUAAGACGAGAAGGUUUGGAAAUGGAGUUGGACUGUGUUGAGAGUAUUGAUGGGUUAUUUAAAUGUCGUCACUUGUAAUCCCGCUGUUAUCCUGGCGCUGGGGUUACUGGGUUUUACUUCAUGAUUAAAGAAUUGGGCGCAGACGGAUAAAAACGGAUUUUAAGAUGACCCACGUCAACUUUGUUGUACCGGUUAAAAGUUCCAGCUCACUCGGUAAACAAGGUUUCUGAGCCUGUGAUCAUGGCUCACGAACAAAUUACUGUGCAUCUCUAGGUGUUACUAUCAAUUCUUGAAGCAAGAACAAAGUUGUCAAAGGCAGGGACACAUCUUUAUAGCAGAUGAAGAACCUUUUUCUGCAAAAUGGGUGGCUUGUUAGCUGAACCGUGAGAAGCGGAAAACCUUUAUCUUUCUCGUCAGUUGUGCUGACCAACCUGGCAUGGAGAAGCAGGCAGACAUCACACACAACAAGGGUGCAUCAACAUCAUUUAAAGAUGAGGUUCUGGAAAGCUCCACACAGGCUGAGGCCCGACCUAAACUGGAGGACCUGGAUCUGUUUAACCCAAUAGAGCCCCCUCCUCUGGACUGGAGGUCUGACUCUUCCAGUGAAGCAUGUUCACUUAGAGAUAUCGAAGAACCUGGAUCUUUCUCCAUGGAGACACCUUUAGAAGAAUUAAGUGACUAUGGGGCUACCAACACAAGCUUUACACCAACAGAAGUUGAGAAUCUCACCAGUCAGUUAGCUGAAGAACUCCCAAAUCAGGAAGUUGAGGAUCUGACAAAUCAAAAUCUUGAAGAUCGCACAAGUAAUAUGCAGAGAAUGAACAAAUCCGACGUUCCUGAACCACUGGAGAAGAAUUUACAGAAGGUGAGGCAAACUGCACCAGAGAAUCUUCGACAACAUGACCUAGACCACGCUCACAUUCAGGAUUUGCUUAAUCAGCUUCAGCUCUUUCACCCAACACCCCCAUCCAAAGACUCUACUCCAGAACCAGAAAAGUCAACCUUCAGUGCAGACCAUGUGACUGAGAACUCUUCAUGCUUGGUGCCUGACGUUAGUGCUCAUCAAAUAUGCUCAGAGGGAAGCACAGCAUCUGGCCUUCUUUUCACUGUGAGCAAUCAGAGGGAGCUUCUACAGCUGCUGGAGGACCCAGAACCUCAAGAACCCCAAGAAUUUCAGGAAUCUCAGGAAGAUCACCCCAUUUAUACAGAACAGACUACUGAGAGCAACAUUUCACAGCUGCCUGCCUGCCAGACAAGGUAUAUAACAAGAAGUGGUGAGGCAGAUGAAAUGGUUUCUGUUUCAUAUGGCUCGGCUAUCUGGCACAGCCCCUUUCAGGAUGAGUUUAUGAUGUCCGUCUACUCAGAGGACGAGCUCACGGAAGAGUGGCAGCAGUCUAAAUGUGUGUUCUCGGCUGAGCUGGCCUCUCAUGGAGCUGAUGUGGAUGCUGAUGCUGAAGCUCAGGCUUCAUAUAAAGACGUGCCUGGUCCUUGUGAUCCUGAGGAUCUGCUGGAUGGGAUCAUAUUUGGAGCGAAAUACCUUGGUUCCACGCAGUUGCAGACAGAUAGGAACCCCUCCACUAAUGCUCGAAUGGCUCAGGCACAAGAAGCUGUAGAUCGCAUCAAGGCACCUGAAGGAGAAUCUCAGCCAAUGACAGAGGUGGACCUUUUUAUCUCCACUCAAAGAAUCAAAGUGUUGAGUGCAGAUACCCAGGAGGCUAUGAUGGACCAUCCUCUGCAGAUGAUCUCCUAUAUCGCUGACAUUGGAAGUCUUGUGGUGUUGAUGGUGCGGAGGAAGCCAGCAGAUCAUAAAACUGCAGAUUCAGCUGUUUGCUCUUCGUCCCUGCCUAAGAAAUGCUGGAUGAUUUGCCAUGUGUUCUCCUCUGGCGAUGCACAGAUUAUAGCUCAGGCCAUUGGCCAAGCAUUUGGUGUGGCAUAUCAGCAGUUUUUGCAAGCAAAUGGAAUUAAAGCUGGCGAAUUCCUACCAGGGGAGUACUGCCUCGGCACACAGGAACUCUAUAAUGGAGAUCUGGUGCACUUUUCACAAUCUGAAAAUAUCAGAGAGGUUUGCAUAAUAAAGAAGGUUGGGGAGAUCCUGGGUAUAGCUGUAGUAGAAUCUGGUUGGGGCUCCAUCCUGCCCACGGUGGUGGUGGCGAACCUGCUGCACGGCGGUGCAGCCGAGCGCUCGGGGGAGCUGAGCAUCGGGGAUCGCAUCAUGUCUGUGAAUGGGGCCAGCCUGGUGGGCCUACCCAUCACCACAUGCCACAACAUCAUCCGAGACUUGAAAAACCAGUCCCAGGUGAAGCUCAGCAUAGUCCACUGUCCACCUGUCACCAUGGCCAUUAUUAAGCGACCCGACCCAAAAUACCAGCUGGGGUUCAGUGUAGAGGAUGGCAUUAUUUGCAGUUUAAUGCGUGGAGGCAUCGCUGAGAGGGGUGGCAUUCGGGUUGGCCAUCGCAUUAUUGAAAUCAAUGGGCAGAGUGUAGUAGCGACGCCUCAUGAGAAAAUCAUCCACAUCCUCACAAAUGCAGUAGGAGAGAUUCAUUUGAAGACAAUGCCAACAUCCACCUAUCGUCUCUUAACCGGACAAGAGCAGCCUCUGUUCCUCUGAAAAAGAUGAACCAUGCACAACCUUAUCAUUGAAAGCAGUUUUUCAACGUAAACACCCUCACAAGUGACAAGACAAGCAAUGACUGUUUGUUUGCUAUUUACUAUCAUUCAGUGCAUUUCAUUUGUAUCUUCCAAAUCACUGCUGAAAACACAGAGCACUGUUUUACAAUUUAAGCCAAGCUUAAAGCAGGAUUUUCAGCUACUUAAGAAAGCAGACGAAACGUUUAUGAAUUGCACAGCAUGCACAUUUGUAUUCCAUUGUGCCUUUGUGGAGAAAUUUGUGCGAGUGUGUUAUUGUACAUGAAUGUGUUCCACCAAAAUUGUUCAUAUAUUUGAAUAACUCUGCUUUAGUGAGCUGGUCCCAAGCAUCUUCUUUGCUGUAUGGGUUGUAGGCUUGCAUGCUGUGUUCAGUACUUGUGCCUCAGUGCCUGUAAAUAUGAAUUGAGUGACCUCAAGGUAUCUGCUUUUAGCAAUAGGAUAUAUAUACACAUAUAUAUUUUUAAAGCUGCUGUAUUAGAUUAAAAAUGUCUUCUGACUCUGUGUGACUUUUA
Ictalurus punctatus (channel catfish) is the source of this 3187-nucleotide messenger RNA. RefSeq names its product amyloid-beta A4 precursor protein-binding family A member 3. Gene Ontology annotation, cellular component: dendritic spine; cytoplasm; plasma membrane. Gene Ontology annotation, molecular function: protein binding; amyloid-beta binding. The transcript is spliced from 12 exons. Lineage: Eukaryota; Metazoa; Chordata; Actinopteri; Siluriformes; Ictaluridae. The coding region runs from base 466 to 2637 and encodes 723 amino acids. Gene Ontology annotation, biological process: chemical synaptic transmission. The record is from RefSeq and is a predicted model, not a curated record.